Geosmithia morbida is the source of this 663-nucleotide messenger RNA. RefSeq lists its product as uncharacterized. The transcript is spliced from 2 exons. Gene Ontology annotation, molecular function: mannosyltransferase activity. Gene Ontology annotation, cellular component: endoplasmic reticulum membrane; mannosyltransferase complex. The coding region runs from base 1 to 663 and encodes 220 amino acids. NCBI's taxonomy places the organism in Eukaryota, Fungi, Ascomycota, Sordariomycetes, Hypocreales, Bionectriaceae. Gene Ontology annotation, biological process: GPI anchor biosynthetic process. The record is from RefSeq and is a predicted model, not a curated record.
AUGAAGCUCCCGUUCCGAUUCCCAACUCUCCUCGUCCUCCCCACUCUCCUGGCAACGCUGGCCGUCGCCAACGUCGAAAAGGUCAUCUUCCUAGGUCCUCCGACCGUCGAGGUCCCCAGCCAGAAACCCACCCUGUCCGAUCUUCACCUCGACACCCUGACACCUGAGACGACGACGUCGUCGGCCGUACGUACCGAGCUAGACCGCGUCUUUCCGUCAGAGUCGGAGUCGGGGUCGGGGUCGGGGUCGGAGUCUGGACGGGCAACCUGGCUCUUGCUAAGAGGGCUGACCGAGGCCGCAUACGCCACAUCACGACUCGAGUCCGAGACGCACCACCCUGCCCCGGAGGGGAAGGAGACGAGCUACGGGGAGGAGAUGAGACGAGACCCGAGGGAGGGGGAGUCAGUCCUGCUCCUCCGCGUCCUCGCCGCGGCAGACUACUACGCCGACGACGCCGACCUGAUGGCCAACCCGCCCCCGGUGUUGGUCGACCUCAUCCUCGACCCGUUCCUCCUCAACGUCCUGCCGCGCUCCCUCGCCCCGACGGUGGGGUACGUCGUGGCCGUGGCCAUUGCGACCUGGUUCGUCGCCAGGGGUUUGGCAUCCCAACUGCGGACGUUUGCCAUCACCCGAGAACAGCGGGGGUCGAAAAAGGAUCAAUAA